Molecule: messenger RNA, 1869 nt
Organism: Salvia miltiorrhiza (redroot sage)
Lineage: Eukaryota; Viridiplantae; Streptophyta; Magnoliopsida; Lamiales; Lamiaceae
Product: protein PLASTID TRANSCRIPTIONALLY ACTIVE 14
Exons: 12
Coding region: 183-1625 (480 amino acids)
Biological process (GO): peptidyl-lysine monomethylation; chloroplast organization; plastid transcription
Cellular component (GO): chloroplast thylakoid; plastid-encoded plastid RNA polymerase complex
Molecular function (GO): protein binding; protein-lysine N-methyltransferase activity
Source: RefSeq, a predicted model, not a curated record
AUUGGCUUAUGGUUUAUCAUAACAUGCCUACCAAACAUAGGUAAAGUGAGAAAAAAAAGAAGUAAAAAAGGAUAAACCCAAUGGAGGUUUUGCAGAACGCCCGACAACGGAAGCGGCUGUAGAUGGAUAACGUUUCGGUUUGCUGAAAUUUCCGCCAAAACGGGUACACUGCAACACAAGCAAUGGCUAUGUCGCUCCUGCAUUCACCACCGUACUGCCUCUUCACCCACCACCGCCGCCGCGGCCAGCAGGUAACUCCGCGAAGUGCUUCUGUGCUGCGUGCGGCUAUGAUUACUAAUGAAGACACAUCUUCUGCAAUUUCCACGUCCGAUUUCCCACUCUUCCAAACCACCCUCAUUCCCCAACCUACUGCUGCUUCUCAGUUGGAGCCAGCGGAUCCUGAUUUCUAUAAGAUAGGAUAUGUUAGGAAUAUGCGAGCUUAUGGAAUUGAGUUCAGAGAAGGUCCCGAUGGUUUUGGAGUUUAUGCGUCCAAAGAUAUCGAGCCUCUUCGCCGUGCUAGGUUGAUUAUGGAGAUUCCAUUGGAAUUGAUGCUAACUAUAAGUCAAAAACUCCCUUGGAUGUUCUUCCCUGAUAUUAUACCAGUGGGUCAUCCUAUCUUUGACAUAAUCAACUCGACCAACCCUGAGACAGAUUGGGACUUGAGGAUGGCAUGUCUUCUUUUAUAUGCAUUUGAUUGCAAGGAUAAUUUUUGGCAGCUGUAUGGCGACUUCUUACCUGCUACUGAUGAGUGUACUAGCUUCCUUCUAGCAACCGAGGAGGACCUUCUGGAGUUGCAAGAUACCGAACUUGCUUCUACAAUAAGACAACAACAACAACGAGCUUUGGAAUUUUGGGAUAAAAACUGGCACUCUGCAGUACCCCUUAAAAUAAAACGCCUUGCUCUAGAGCCUGAGAGAUUCCUGUGGGCAAUGAGUAUGGCACAAUCUCGAUGUAUAAACAAGCAAAUCAGAAUCGGUUCCCUAACUCAAGAUACUAAUAUGCUCAUCCCUUAUGCCGAUAUGUUAAAUCAUUCUUUCAAGCCGAAUUGUUUCUUCCACUGGCGUUUCAAGGAUCGAAUGCUUGAGGUCAUGAUAAAUGCUGGGCAAAGGGUCAAAAGGGGCGAUGAGAUGACUGUCAACUACAUGAAUGGACAGAUGAAUAACUUCUUCAUGCAAAGAUAUGGGUUUUCAUCUCCAGUGAAUCCUUGGGAUGUUAUCCAGUUCUCUGGCAAAGCGCGGAUUCAUUUGGAUUCUUUCUUAUCUGUCUUCAAUAUAUCUGGUCUCCCUGAAGAAUAUUAUCACAAUAGUAAGCUAUCAUAUGAUGAGGAUAGCUUUGUUGAUGGGGCAGUUAUUGCUGCUGCUAGAACAAUACCCUCUUGGUCAGAUGGGGACAUCCCUCCCAUUCCAAGUGCAGAAAGGAAAGCGGUGAAGGAGUUACAAGAAGAAUGCCAUCAAAUGCUUGCAGAAUUUUCUACAACCGCAGAGCAAGAUGAAGAAAUUCUAGAGUCGAUCCCUGAAGCUAGGAGGACGCAAGAAGCUGCAAUAAAGUAUAGGAUGCACCGAAAGUUAUUCAUGGAGAAGGUUAUUCAGGCACUAGAUAUUUACCAAGAGCGGUUAUUAUUUUAAUCUAGGAUCGAACAAGAUUGUCAGAAUUUGAGUACAGAACACAUAUAUCGUGGUUGAGGGAGGCAAGAGGAGAGAGAGGCAACAAAACAACUUAGAACUUCUGUAUCAUUCUGUAAAUUGAACGGGGAAGACAGAAUAUAGAGCAUUUUUGCGUAGCAUCUUCACUAGCUCGAAUGUGCCACCUCUUCUUUAACAAGAUAUUUAGUUUGACAGAAGAAAUAUCUACUUUAUAACCUUUCCAUAA